Messenger RNA from Guillardia theta CCMP2712, 1029 nucleotides. RefSeq lists its product as hypothetical. The annotation marks the transcript as partial. The record is from RefSeq and is a predicted model, not a curated record. NCBI's taxonomy places the organism in Eukaryota, Cryptophyceae, Pyrenomonadales, Geminigeraceae. The transcript has 2 exons. Gene Ontology annotation, molecular function: protein binding.
AUGAAAGACAAGACCGGGUACGGCAGGACAUGCGCACACUUGGCGAGUGAGGGAGGUCACUUGGAGGUAGUGCGGUAUGCUGUAGAGACAUGCGGGGAGGAGCUGCUGAGGGAGAAGGAUUAUGACGGCAGGACAUGCGCGCACUUGGCAAGUAAGGGAGGGCACUUGGAGGUAGUGCGGUAUGUUGGGGUGACAUGCGGGGAGGAGCUGCUGAGGGAGAAGGACAAGUACCGUUCGACAUGCGCGCACUAUGCGAGUGAGGGAGGGCACUUGGAGGUAGUGCGGUAUGUUGCAGCGACAUGCGGGGAGGAGGUGCUGAGGGAGAAGGACGAGUACGGCAGGACAUGCGCGCACUGGGCGAGUGAGGGAGGGCACAUGGAGGUAGUGCGGUAUGCUGCAGCGACAUGCGGGGAGGAGCUGCUGAGGGAGAAGGACAAGCACGGCAGGACAUGCGCGCACUUGGCGUGUGUGGGAGGGCACAUGGAGGUAGUGCGGUAUGUUGCAGCGACAUGCGGGGAGGAGCUGCUGAGGGAGAAGGACAAGCACGGCAGGACAUGCGCGCACUUGGCGAGUGUGGGAGGGCACUUGGAGGUAGUGCGGUAUGUUGCAGCGACAUGCGGGGAGGAGGAGGUGCUGAGGGAGAAGGACAAGCACGGCAAGACAUGCGCGCACUUGGCGAGUGUGGGAGGGCACUUGGAGGUAGUGCGGUAUGUUGCAGCGACAUGCGGGGAGGAGCUGCUGAGGGAGAAGGACAAGCACGGCAGGACAUGCGCGCACUAUGCGAGUGAGGGAGGGCACUUGGAGGUAGUGCGGUAUGCUGUAGAGACAUGCGGGGAGGAGGUGCUGAGGGAGAAGGACAAGCACGGCUGGACAUGCGCGCAUGUGGCGAGUGUGGGAGGGCACUUGGAGGUAGUGCAGUAUGUUGCAGCGACAUGCGGGGAGGAGGUGCUGAGGGAGAAGGACAAGCACGGCAGGACAUGCGCACAUGAGGCGAGUCAUGAAGGGCACUUGGAGGUAGUGCGGUAUAUU